CAAGGAACAGCGUGUGCUUGAUUAGAGUUGCAUAAAUAGUUGAAUCACAUGAGGCUGAACAAUGGUGUGGCACCUGAGAAGCUACUGGCAUCGCAUCAUGGCUUCCUCUCUACAUCUUCUCUGUCUGGGAUCUCUCAUAGCUUUAUCCAAUGGUCAAUUUGAUCCAUUAACGUCUGCUCUAACAGCAUCAACAGCACUGGCAUCAUUAGCUCCAUCAGUCACAUAUCAAGUGACAAAACCCAUCCUAACUGGGGUACUGGGAGCAACUCUAGGAGGAUUUGGAGCAUCAGGUUCAUUGGCUGGAUCAGCAGCAGGAAGUGGAGCUGGUGGCUAUGGAGGUUCUGGAGGAUACUCUGGAGCUGGAGCUGGAGCAUCAGCUGGGUCAGUAGCAGGUAGUGGAGGUGGAGGAUAUGGAGGAUCAGGAGGAUACUCGGGUGCAGGUUCUACAGCUGGAGCACUUUCAGGCAGUGGAGCUGGAGGAUAUGGAGGAUCAGGAGGAUAUUCUGGUGCAGGAUCAGCUGCAGGAGCUUCAGCUGGAUCACUUGCAGGUAGUGGAGCUGGAGGAUAUGGAGGAUCAGGAGGAUACUCUGGUGCAGGUUCUACAGCUGGAGCACUUUCGGGAAGUGGAGCUGGAGGAUAUGGAGGAUCAGGAGGAUACUCUGGUGCAGGUUCUACAGCUGGAGCACUUACAGGAAGUGGAGCUGGAGGAUAUGGAGGAUCAGGUGGCUAUUCAGGGGCUGGUUCAACAGCUGGAUCAGUAGCAGGCAGUGGAUCUGGUGGUUAUGGAGGAUCAGGUGGAUACUCUGGAGCUGGUUCUGCUGCGAAUUCAGCAGCUGGAUCUAUCUCAGCUGGUGGAUCACGCCCAACAGGAUAUACUAGCUCUGGUGGCUAUGCAGGAUCUGGAUCAACUGCUGGAUCCCUUGCAGGAAGUGGUGCAGGAGGUUAUGGUGGAUCAGGAGGAUAUUCUGGUGCAGGGUCAGUUGCUGGAGCAUCAGCUGGAUCACUAGCAGGUAGUGGAACUGGUGGUUAUGGAGGAUCAGGUGGCUACUCAGGGGCUGGUUCAACAGCUGGAUCAGUAGCAGGCAGUGGAGCUGGAGGUUAUGGAGGAUCGGGUGGAUACUCUGGAGCAGGCUCUGCUGCGAAUGCUGCUGCUGGAUCUAUCUCAGCUGGUGGAUCACGACCAACAGGAUAUACUGGCACUGGAGGUUAUGCAGGAUCUGGAUCCUCAGCUGGGUCAGCUGCUGGGUCCAUUGCAGGGAGUGGUACAGGAGGUUAUGGUGGAUCAGGUGGAUAUUCUGGUGUAGGUUCAACUGCUGGAGCAACAGCUGGAUCACUAGCCGGUAGUGGAACUGGUAGUUAUGGAGGAUCAGGUGGCUACUCAGGUGCUGGUUCUGCAGCUGGUUCAGUAGCAGGCAGUGGAGCUGGUGGUUAUGGAGGAUCUGGAGGAUACUCUGGAGCUGGUUCUGCUGCAAAUUCUGCAGCUGGAUCUCUUGCAGGAAGUGGAUCAGGAGGGUAUGGAGGAUCAGGUGGCUAUUCAGGGGCUGGUUCAACAGCUGGAUCAGUAGCAGGCAGUGGAACUGGUGGUUAUGGAGGAUCAGGUGGAUACUCUGGAGCUGGUUCUGCUGCAAAUUCAGCAGCUGGAUCUAUCUCAGCUAGUGGAUCACGCCCAACAGGAUAUACUGGCUCUGGGGGUUAUGCAGGAUCUGGAUCCACAGCUGGGGCAGCCGCUGGAUCACUUACUGGAAGUGGCACAGGAGGUUAUGGUGGAUCAGGAGGCUAUUCAGGAGCAGGUUCAGCUGCUGGAGCAAAUGCAGCAGCUGGCUCAGUUGCAGGUGGGGGAUCAGGAGGAUAUGGUGGAUCAGGUGGAUAUUCUGGAGCUGGUUCAGCUGCAAAUGCUGCUGCUGGAUCAAUCUCAGCUGGUGGAGCACGGCCAACUGGAUAUACUGGUUCUGGUGGCUAUUCUGGAGCAGGGUCAACAGCAGGGUCAAUAGCAGGAUCACUUUCAGGCAGUGGAUCAGGUGGCUAUGGAGGUUCUGGAGGGUACUCUGGUGCUGGUUCUGCAGCAAGUGCAGCUGCUGGAUCUGCAGCUGGUGGAUCUCGGCCCACUGGAUAUACUGGAUCUGGUGGCUAUUCAGGUGCAGGCUCAACAGCUGGAUCUCUUGCAGGUGGUGGAGCUGGUGGCUAUGGAGGCUCUGGAGGAUAUUCUGGAGCUGGUUCUGCUGCUGGGGCUCUAGCAGGUGCUGGAUCUGGUGGCUAUGGAGGCUCUGGAGGAUAUUCUGGAGCAGGUUCUACUGCUGGGGCUUCAGCAGGUGCUGGAUCUGGUGGCUAUGGAGGCUCUGGAGGAUAUUCUGGAGCAGGGUCUUCAGCAGGAGCACUAGCAGGAAGUGGUUCAGGAGGAUAUGGUGGCUCAGGAAGUUAUUCAGGAUCGGGUGCCUCAGCUGGUUCACUGAGUGGUAGUGGAUCUCGUCCUGCAGGCUACAAUGGGUCUGGUUCAGGAGCCGGUGCCUAUUCAGGUUCAGCCUCUUUGGGUGGUGCUCAAGGUGGUCUGGGCCUAGGUGUGAGUAAUGCUUUGAGUUCUGCAACUUCUGGUAGCUUUGGAGCUACUUGGGGUUGAUAACCUUCCAUCCAUUUGCAAUUGACAUAUUAAAUCCAAAUAUUUUUAUCCAUCACCUUCAUAUAGAGUCAAUUGGCUAUUUCAUAUUUCCAAUUAUUCUUCUCUGAAAUUGAAUUUUAUGGUAACAAAGUGGAACACCUCUCACUGGUAGCAGAAUCACAGUCUAUUGUUAUAGUAUUGUAUUGUUAAUAGACAAUAAAUCCUUUUUUUGUUUUAA
Molecule: messenger RNA, 2831 nt
Organism: Nilaparvata lugens (brown planthopper)
Lineage: Eukaryota; Metazoa; Arthropoda; Insecta; Hemiptera; Delphacidae
Product: fibroin heavy chain-like
Exons: 2
Coding region: 62-2614 (850 amino acids)
Source: RefSeq, a predicted model, not a curated record